AUCUCUGCUUUAUCAGACAUUCACCAACAUGGCGGGGUUAGAUAUUGUACUGUUGUAAUAUAAAGUAUCUUUUAUGAUCAUAAUUUCAGUCACAUGCGAUGAUUCCAUCAAUGUGUUGUUCCAGUGAUUUUGUUCUUUCGUCUAUUUUAACGGAGUGACAUUAGAAAUGAGUUUGUUCGAUCAAGAACCGCUAACCACCAUCUGAGCGAACUACGAACCAUACAUAUGUAGAUGAUAAUCUUUCAACGUCGUUAGCACUGUGCGGCCCAUUCCCAGCGGAGGAUAUAUUCGUUGACCUUCUACUCAUCUAUUAGAAGGAAGUCAUGUCGUGGCAGGGGCAUAUAACUCCAGACAAAGUCGUCUGCUUGUCUGCAACGCUACAGAACGACUGACAACUCCAGAGGUUUCUGGGAUUCAAAACUGAAUGUCAACAAAAAGGGCAGUCAAGUGUUUUCAUGGGAUGACGAGUUCUGGAAGCAGUCUUCUCGGCGAGGUCCGCAGAGCGUAGCCUCCUCCUUUGAAGAAGUCGAAUCACUAUGUUUGUCAAAAAGCUCAUCCGACUCGAUGGGAAGCUCACAGAGACCUUGGGAUCGCCUCGGCCACGGGCAGGAUCCCGGGAUGUGGGGAUCGAAGAGGAGGUUUAUGUCCAGGCAGAGCUCAACAACAAGCACCUCCACAAGCAGGUCUAGCGGGCUGGUGGGUGAUCACGUGAUCAGCGAGGCGCACGGGGAACAGGUCCACCAAAACGCUUCCAUUAAAGACACGCUCCUGGAGAGUAUGGAGCUGCUAGGAGCACAUGGCAAUUUAGAUCUAGCUGAGAAAAUUUACUUAGAGAAGAUAUUCCACAGAGUUCUGGACUGGAACAAUGGGAUGCCCGUAUCAUCCAGUAACUCUUCCAAAGCCAUGGACAAACAUUUCUGGAACUCUAUUCAAAACCAGGCAGCCAACAAUAUUCGAGAUCGCCAACUAGAAACUGAUUCUCCGAGGUUGCAGGCGUCACUCAAAGAGCGACUUGAAAGGUUAAACCAAAGUGAACAGUCUCCAACAAAGUCUAAGAUGGUACUACAACUUCCUAACCCUGCUGAGACAAAAAGGCGGAGAGACCUAAUAGUCCCUGAUGAAGAAGAUCUUAGCAGUAGUUCCUACAAGCAGCUCAAGGCCAGCGCCAAGCCAGAGACGACUACAAACCCACCCUUAUCCUCAAAAGAGGCCAACUUGUCCUCAAAAGACUUCAGCGGCGGAGAUACUGCAAGCAGAUACUCAUAUUUAUCUUCACUGUCAUCUAUCAGCAUGGAUAAUAGUUCACAGAGGGGCUCUCAAAUUGGGAGUAAUGCCUCACAACGAAUGCAAAGCCCUAGCUUAGCAACUUUUUUACCUCCCACCUUCAGACUUAGCGGUAGCUUCGAGAGCACAGCCUCUCCACCAGAUACUUAUAUGUUCAAUCAGCCUUACACACCCAGUCAUGCUGAAAGGGUUCUCAUGGGUCUAGGCUUUGGGGCCACGGAGGGCUUUCUUCCAGAACGAUUUCUCCGUGACUGGUAUUCAAAGAUAGCCAAAGCUCAGAUGGAGGCCCAGAUUGCGGCUCAAGCUGAAGUAAAGACUCCAGACAUUUCUGAAAGCAGUCCAACAUUUCCUCCAAACACUCCCGUCACAGUCGAACAUGAAAUGCAAAAGGCAGAACGAAGAGACAGUCAUGUCAGCACUGCAUCGUCUAUGCUGGAUGAGGCAGCAAAUUUCUUUCCUUCCAAUAUGAGCCAGGACUCCAAGAUUCAGCGACUGAAAGAAUACAUCGCAGCUUACUCAAAUCACGCCAAUUCGCCCACUGAAGGGAGAGAUUUUAAAAUAAGACAUUUCGCCACAACAAGGCAAAAGUCUUUGCCCUUGUUCCUAGAGACUCUGUCAGAGGAAGAAGAAGGUCGGUCGAGGAUAUCAGGCGUUGACCCUUUCGAUAAGGAAGCGAGAUUACAAAUGUUCAUAUCCGAUGCCAUGUCAAGUAGUGGGAAAAGCACGGGUUCAAAUUCGGAGAAUUCUUACAUUAGCAGCAAUCAGUCGGAGAGUGACUCGGUAAGCAGCUGCUCUGACAAUCGCUCAAGCCUUCAGCGUAAAAACCAGCACAUCAAAGCUUAUAAAAAGCAUUUAGACGAAGAACAUAAGAUGGAAAAUGAACGUAAAGAGAAAGAAUUGAAAGCCAGGAAGCUAACGGAAGACGAUGACAAUGAGCACGAAGAGAGGCACAGACACAGACGUCCCAAAGGAUCACCAGUGAGACAAUCUACGGUGAGACGAAACGAGAACUUCGGGAAAGCCCCAAAUACACCAGGCAGUGAUUGCCCCGUUACACCUGGCCAUCAGCUGCAGCUGCAGGAUGCGGAAAUGUCAAAAACAACAACGGAGAGUCAACCAACCGAUAAUAAAUUUAACACCGGCGCAAAGCAAGAUUCUAUGCAUUCUAAAGACAGCAUCGAAGUUGAGGAGAUCAUUCAGUUUCAGUUAUGCAAAACUAAAUUUGGUAGGACAAAAGAGGACAAGACAGAAUCGAUUAGUACGAAUCAAGCUGUGGAACCAGCUAUGGUAUCGAUAGUACUUGAAGAUGUGGAUAGGGAUACAAACCAUUGCGAUAACACUCUUCCCAUCUCUUAUCUUGGACUGCCAGCCUCUAGGUGCUCUUCUUCAUCGCUCUCACCCAUCCCACAAAGUCCUGUGACAGUGAUUGAGGUAGGCCUUGAUAACCAGCAAGACAGCCUGGACACCGAAGGCACUGGUUCUUCAAAAGAGACGGAUGACGACAACUGUCUUUUACAAACAUCUUCCAGUGAUGAUACAGGCGCAAGGAAACAUGGCCGCUGCAAGAGCAGGUCUUCCAAGUCAUUGAAUACUCCAGGACACGAUGAUUUCCCAAGGCGUAGAAACAGCACAGCAUCACCGUUGCCUUCAUUUCAAAGCAGGUUAAGCCCUUCAGGAGAUUAUGGUGAAAUGAAACCUCGCAGAAGGCUUUCUCUUGAAGUGCCUGUCAUGCCCGAAAUUCGUUUCAUGCUGGAAAGACAAAGAGCUUAUAGCAUUGGUCAAUUGAAUGAUGACCCGCAGUUGUCCCAAGUCAGAGAAACAGUAGGGAAAAGAGCUACAGCUACUGAAAACGAACGCCUUGACAACAACAAUGCCUCAGAAGUGAAGAACUUCAACCCACAGGAGCAUCGAUCAAGUUCGCAAAUGGAGAAAUCGGACUCCAAGCAUUUUAUUGAUAAAGAUGAGAUGGAAGUUGUGCUAGAUAAAAGAGGUGAUACGAAACCUAAUGACGGAUUAAGAAGAAAGUCAACACCUCAACUUGGACAAUGUCAGUGCUGUAGUGGAAACCAAAUGCCAACUAUGACAGCUUUGAAAAAAGAAUCUUCGUUAAACAAAAGUAACGAAUCCAGCCCAGGCUCAGCCCGCUCAGCAUUUCGAAUAGCAACAAAAAGCAAGAGAGAAACUUAUUCAGGACACGAGCAAAGUUCCAACAUUAAGGAUUUAGAAGAAAUGAAUACUUCCCAGCACGUCUUUAAGCCACAGUUAAUCACUGACAGGCAUCAUUCAGAUAUGGACUGUGGGUCGAUUCACAGGCAAAGAAUAAGAACAAGUGACCAUUCAACGCCACCCUUAAAUUUUUCAGACUCACGCCCAGUGGUCAAAGACUUUGGAACGUCUUCAGGAUCAAGAAACAAAAUACACUGCAUCAGUCGCGCUGUUCAGGUCAACGAAGCGUCGCUCCUGGCGAGGCCCAUUCCUCACAGCUAUCUUCUCCAAGAUUCUUGCUUUUACUACGCCUGUGAUAGAUGGACCCAGUGUUCCAAUUUAGACCACGGCUGGUCACUGCAGUCUGGGUUCCACAAGUCCACUCAGACGGCUGUCCCAACGUUUGAAAUGUCGUGCCAGACCAGCGAAUUCCAUGACGGCUCUCACGCCAACAGGUCGGGCGAUUCUUUAGAGAUUUCCCUUCGCUCUUUCAGAAACUUUGAAACUAAAGCCGUCAACACUGUGGUGUCGUUGAUUGGCCGAGAGCAUGAAUACGACCACUCCUUGUCACCACCGAGAUUGAGCACGAGUUAUUUCCCCUGCAGAUUUGAGUCGACGCUUGAUUUCCGAUUCGUAGACGAAACAUUGGAACAAAUAGAAAGGGAGCUUAGUCAUAUAGAGAAGAAAGAAUGCGUGAAUUAUUUGAACCUUGUUACAAAUGUGAAUGCUGAGCACGACAAGGACAGAAAAGAAAGGCGGGAAAUAUUAAGAGAUUUAAAAUUGACGACCAGUGAUUUAUCGAGCAUUGACAAAUGUUAUAAAAAACCCAAACGUUCCAAAAGUGUAACUGAAGAAAUAACUCCCUCAUCCUCGACUGACGAGACUGACCAUGAACAUAUUAAAGAAUUACAAACGUCAUUCAAAGAUGGCGAUAUCCAUAGAAAGGGCUUGGAAGAUAGCCAACACAUAUCUGAGAAAAAAAUAAAUAAGUUGUUUCCCCUUGGUUUAAACAAUACAAUACAAACCACAAGUUCAUUAAGUAAUUCUCUCCCACACGGUGUCACUAUUUCACAACCUGACGUAGGAGAAAAUAAAAACAACAAAAAUAUUUCUGAUAGCUCCACAGUAUUGACACCGGAAACAAAACGCCCUCCAUUAGACACGGGUCAUUUCAUCUCAAAAUGCUUAAACGUUGGAUCAGAUCACCGAGACCACCCCAUAGGUCAUUCUGAUGGUGGCUUCCAAAAUUCUAAUAUUUAUAGGACGGAUUUACAACAAAACAAAGCGGAAAUCGAGCAGUUUAGCUCUGGAAUAAAACGCAGUGCUUCUGUUAAUAAAUGUCAAGAAAAAGUAACGCAAUGGAGACGUUUCUCCCUCCCCACCAUUGGGCUUCACAAAACAACCAUUCGCACGCAUUCAAAGCUUUCCAGGUUAAAAUACCUGUCGAGUUCCCAGAACUCUUGUAACAGUUUAGACUUGGAGUUAGAUUUUAUGAAUGCAAGUGACACAUUGACAAAAUUCAGUUCAGAAAACAAUGAUCAGUGUAUAUCUUGCCCUAAAAAUAAACACGACAGAUCAAUGAUUUCUAUAAAUGACAACAAAAAACAUUUUUCUGAACCAAAUGUUCAAUUCGUCGCAGAGGCCGAUUUCAAAGAUUACAGCGCAUGUCAUUCUGUUAAGCCUUGCAAUGAAACAGUUAUCACCUCUCCGUACCGCAAAAAGCCCUUGUCACCUAAGGUGAGCGCACUGCGAGGUUCUCAAUCCCUCAGUCAGCCAGCGGAUACUGCUAGUGGUAACAGCACACCAGAAAUAUGCAUUUCGCCCCUUAAGUCUUUCCAAAUGGACUUUUUGCAAAUUCCGGGUUCCCCCAAAGACUAUUUAACGAAAGCCGUCUACCCUGUGGCAUCUUCAUCAUCAGGAAGUUGUAGUCCUUAUAACCUUCCUGGACUUAAAGGAGAUAUAACCGACGAAAUGAGGCCGCUUGAAAAUAGCUGCGUUCAAGACAGCGCCACGGCAUCAAAUGACAAUCAGUUGUCCAUGCUAGAGGGUAAAGAUGAUGCCGAGGGCGUUUCUCUUAACAAAAAGCAGGAGUACUUUCACAGUGUUACAUACAUGAAAGCUUCCUUAUCCGAUUCUGACCUACCCGCUUCCACUGUGGACUCAACUGUUGACCUCAGUUUGAGGAGCUCUAUUGAACAAUCUGCCGAUGAGUUCAGCGACUCUUCCAUGUUGCCGAGACUUUCCGUAGAUUCUACUUUAGAAGAGUUGAAACGUGAGAAACAAUCUGAAGAGAUUUCUAUCGAUGUGGAUACAAUGGAUUUUUCCGAUUUUAAAAAGACUUGGAACAAUAAAGGUGUUAACAGCGGAGGUGCAGUCAACAGCAAAGGUGUGAUUACACCUGACUUUCACACAGCCAUGUUAAAUAUUCAGAAAGACUCCCACACUUCUGUACAAAGCAAUCAUAUCGAAACGAUCGUUCAAGACAGCUUUGACAUGGAGGAUGUUAGUAACAGAUCUGUAGCUGGCUCCGAUAUCCUGCAGCUGGAAGAGCUAGACAUAGAUUUGAGUCAGAUUAAUUUUUCAAAGACACGAUCAAGCAGCGCGAGCAGCUACAGCGAGCCCAUGCUCGAGAAUCUUGGAAGCCUGAGCCAAGACUCAUUAUCCAGUGAGGAGGGUAAAUUUUUAAUGAACUAUUUACGAAUCGGAGACAACCUAGAUGAUCUGCUUCAAGUCUCCGACUACGGUGGCACUAGUCCCAGCCCAACCAAGAUGAGGUGCUUAUCAGAAGUCAACUCAACUUUGUCUGGCAAUACAGAGCGAGAGGAAGCACAGUGUGAGUCUCCGAAAAGAAAAUUGGCUACACUUCUCCACGUUGCAUCAAGCGGUGCCUUGGCUGAAUUGUCUAACUAUGACAACGGAACAGAAAAAGAUACCAGUAAACGGGUCAACAAAAAAACCGGUAUGACAUCAGACACUUUCGGAUUAAAGUCUAAGAAAACCAGGGUCAAGGCUACAAAAUCAUGUGAGACCGGGCUGGAGAGUUAUAAGAACAAGAAAAAUUAUGAGAAGAAGAUAGAUGAGAUUGUUGACGAUAGCUCGGGCGAUGAGUGCGACAAGGAAAUUCUAAGAAUCAAUUUGAAUAGACCGGUCAGAAAACGUUUAAUGAAAACGAACAGCGAUCCAGUGGACAAAGAUAUUUUCUGCAGGUCAAAGAAAGUUCCAACACAGAAUUCUCAAUUGUCUGAUGAUAAGGUGGAAGUCGAAAAAAGGGUCGAUUCGGUUGAAAAUAAAUCUACUCCAGACCAACCAAACUCUACUGAAAUGAUGGCGAUCUUCCAGAAUGUGAACCUUUCGUAUUUACAAAAUCGUUCAAAUGUAUCUCCGUUAAAAGUUAACGAGGGUGAUGAGUUGGCAGAGUAUUCACUGAAACCUUUUUCAGUCUUGGAUCAGACUUCUACAGCUUGCGUUCUGAGCGUUGAGUUUACAAAAGAGGAUUCUCUGGACAUUUCUGACGCCAAUGACGAUCCCAUUGAGAACCUCGCCAGUGAGCUGGAGAUGAUGUUACUUUUGGAGAAUUUGGACAGCUACGCUGAACACCUUAGCUCGCUCAACGAGGGACCCAUCUUGAGCCCCGCUCGACAUUUUCCCCUGCCACAGAUUUCAGAAGAGGGAACGGUGAGUGAAGACGCCAGUGAAGGAGGAGGCUUAAAUCAUAAGAUGUUGUCGUUUAGUGAUAAAGCUUCUCAAGACUCUGAUUUAGGCUUAGCAGGCAAUGCUCAUACUGAAGAAGCGAUUCCCGUUGUCAAAGAUGGGAACUCUGUAGAAGAUAAUUCUGUACAAGUGUCUGAAGAACAACCAGCAUCACCUAAAAUAAUUAGACUACCAACAGACAACAACUUGCUCUUUCUCCUAGAGUCUUAUGAUGCAGACAGCGUUUUUGAAGAGGCUGUGUCAGUAAACUCUCCACUAACUCUAAAUAGUGUAUACAGCAGACGGCUGGACAAUCAGGAUAUGUUAAAUGUCAAUAUAAGAGCGGUUUCGCCAUCGUCCAAGGUCUUUGACUUCGCCCAAUCACUUGUUGGUAGUAAUAUUCCAAUCAUAUCACCGGAAACCAGUACAGAACAGUCGAUUGACAGUUUAGAGUUGACAAGCUCAGAAAACGGGGAUAAUGAGGCCAUAGUCACUUCAGAUAGUGAAGGGCUGGCCAACACCCUCAGCUUCGACAGUCACAUCUUUCAUUUCCCACCCAACAACCAGGUGCUUGAAACACACACAGUUGAAAAAAAGAUUGACCUGCUGGGUACCGUAGUGACUAAAUUUGCCUCCACGCACACUGUCAGGUUCAAUCACAUCAACGCCCCACCUUCAAAUACAGACCACGAGAAACACCUUUCCACUGCAUCUUUGAUGAUUGGAGAUUACAGACAAGCCAAGAAAGAGAAAGAAAACAAUGACUCCUGUAUUGUACAAUGCUCAGAUAAUAAUAGGAGCUGUUCUGGUUUUGAAAAAGACGUUAAAAACAGGAAAACAGAACUCCAGUUCGAUAACUCCAAUGUCAAUAUGAACACUGUGAGUGAAUCUAAAAAAGAACAGCUCAAAGAGAAAGUUCGUGCAUUUUUGCUUAUAGACCAACCUUGCAAGCAAGAGUCUCCAAGGGAAUUAGAAUAUGAAAAAUCCGAUAAAGAUUUACAAGUUAUUGAACAUGGAUCACAAAAUGACAAAAUUGCUAAGACUUGCACCGACUAUUAUUCGGAUUUGGAGGAUACCACUCUAAUUCAUGUGGACGAAGCAAUUGACAUUAAAUCUCGGGUCAAGGCCAUGUUUAUGAUUGAAGAUAGAAACGCUCCAGGGAAUAUUGCUUCUGAAGGGCAACGAGUAAAGGUCACCACCAUGUUCUCGCAAAACAGCAAAGAGGCAAGGUCAUCGUUUUCCAGCACGUCCAUAUCUGACCUCGAUGACACAGCAGGAACGGAGAUUGAGGCGCCGAAACAAAACUGCGUCAGGACUCAACACAAAUCUGAUGCUGCCUCUGUCGCGCCUGGGGCUGAAAUCAGGAAGAAGCCAAGGAAGCUUCGAACUCGCGAUUCUUUACUGAAACUUCACGAGCAGACAAACAUUUCUUCUUCGAUGGGAAGUGACAACGAAUCGGAUCUUGUGUCCGCUCUUCGGAACCAGGGUGACUAUGACGUCAGAGAAAGAGAUUUGGCGUUGGGGCUACUGACUGCUGACGUAAUUGAUGAAGAAGAUACGACCAGCGAAGUUCAUAGUUGCGAUUCCUAUUCAAAAAACGACGACAAUACUAAAUCCAUUAGAGUGCAAAAUGGUAAAGAUUGUAUUAGAAAUUCAGAAACGGUGACACAAAACAGUGACUCGGAAUCAGACGUUGUAACGAAAGAUAUUAACGCCCCCAAAGUAAUAAUUCAGCAGCCAAGUGAGGACAACUCUCAAGAAAGUUUGAGACGACUUAACCUUCCUUUGCUUAACUUAGCAGCCGUUUCUGGAAAUUCAGGCUUGGAGUCCGGCUUUGGCAACAUGAGUCCCCCCACUGAGUCAAGCGACACCAAGUAUCCGUUUUCAGCAAAACACGGCUCUUCAAGCUGGCUGAGACGCUCUCCUCGGAUGCAUUUUCUAAGUCCCAAUGCGGCGCUCACCCAGAAAAAGUACUAUGAUUGUCUGCAGCUAAGAGACUAUUCGGCUAGUUCGGCCGCCGACGAAUCUCAUCCUGAGCUUGAGUACCUUGACAUACUUCCAAAGUUUUCCCAAUACCAAUCCAACAAAAGAGCAGAUGGCGGUUCUGAUUAUUUAAGUCCGCAAAAGAAAAGUGUCAGGGACAAACUUCCAACGUUCUUACUGCAAGAGCCAGAUGAUUUCAAUGAAAGUGAAUCACGGUGCUCUUCCUACAGAUUGUCUAUUCGCUCCCCGGAGCCUCGACCUGGCGUUCAUUUUGAUGAUCUGGAUGACCUUAUUGUAGUUUGCGACUCAAACUCGACAUCUACUCCCCCUUCGAAUAGUUCAGAUACGCAAAACAACGUUGUACAAUUAGAAACACUCGAGGAAUCACAUGACGAAUAUAGCGGUCAGCAAUGGUCAAUAAAUGUGGAUGACUUUGAGCAAACUUAUGAACCGCAUAUGCAGUUCUGCAAAGACAAAGACUCUGAGUUGCAUAUUACUGACGAUGAAGCAGAAAUAAGAUCUAUUGUGGGCGAUUCUGAAAAUCAAGACCAAAAUGAAUUGUUUGGCUCUAAUAAUGAUUUUGAAAUCAAUAAAGACAACCUCGUGUAUGACACAAAAGGGGAGUACCUCAGCGAGGAACCAAAUAGGGAUCUUUUCUCACAGCUACACGUGCAAAUCAAUGACAUUCACGUGAAUACGGACAGAAAAUACAAUGACAUGUAUUCUGACAUCGCUUAUGGCAUCUCAGAACGUUCAGAUCACAGCUGGGCGAACCGCUUAUCCCAGAUGUCAGAAGCAGAAUCGCAGCCGUUUUUCCGGAGCUCUUCAGACUCCGAGAUCGGUGUUUCACAAGAGCCACAACUUUUUGUAGAAGACGCCAACGUGAUCAGCGAUGCUCAGGCGGGAAGUGAGUGCUACACCGAAUCUCUCAUUCCGUGGAGCAACGUUAUUGAUAACAUCGCCACGCCUGGGGACAUUUUGGAAGACCCACAGUCUCAGUACAAAAAGCUGCUCUCGGUGACGAGCCACGACUCAGGGUUCGACUCCCAGGGUUCCCCCAUUGAGCUUACAACCCUAAGAACGUCCGACUGGGGCUCCACGUUGUUUCGGGUUGUUCAAGAAGAGACAGUUGACCCAGACAUUGACGAAAUCGAGGCUAACAAUUUAUUUUAAACCGGCUGAGCGCCACGUGUGCAAUCCCUUUAGAAAACUGUAUGAAACACUUUUUAACAAUGAACAAAUGUGUAUGGACAUCUCAGAACCCUAAACUCAAGAGUGUCAGCAGCCUGCUAUGUUUAAAAUUGUCAAAACAAAAUUAUGAACUAAUUAUUUCCCCAGGGUAUCUAAUCAUCAUUCCAUCCAUUUCAGCUGGCAACAUCACUGUAUUUGGCCUACACAUCUACUUGCUUUUGUGAAUAAGCAAAUGCUCAUUAGUGUCAGAAAUAUGUUUGAUAGUUUAAAAAUAAAACAUGUCAUUCCAAGUGCCAUUUGACCUACAUAAUACGUUCCGUUUCAAAAAAAAAAUAUCUCGAUAUAAAAUCAUUGGAUGAUAUUGUAUAUUUUGUAAAUUUGAUACAGAAGAAUCUUUAUUGUGUUAAUGUUCCAAAAACUUGGAUCCAACGUUUUCAUAAUGUUAUUGUUCAUCUCCAAGCCUCAUAGUAUUAUAAUUCAUGUUUUCUUUGUUAUUUUGAACAGAAAAAAAAUGUGAUUUGAUGUACUAAUCAAAACCGAUUAUGGCAAAAGGUGUUUAUACCUUAACAUAAUCAGUUCAUAUCAUUCAUCUUUGUCGUUAUAAUUAUUACAAAGAAUAUCAUGGUUAAUUUAUUUUGUUUGCACAUAUCCUGUAUGAUGAGAUGAUUUGAUUUAAUCAAAAUUUUAUAUAGAUUGAAAGACCCAUAUUUGCAAUGGACCUCAUUCACCGACUGUAAAUAAACACACUUAGCCACGUCAUGAUAUUGAUAAAACAAUGAAAAAUACGUAUCACGUGACAGACUUUAUGGAUUACAUAAUUUAUUUAGAAGAUAUAUAGAAUCACGUGGCUAAAUGUUUGUUUACGAUUGGUGAAUGAGGUCCAAUCAUUUCAGUUUGUCUCUAGAACCAAUAACAUAUUGUAUUUUCAAUAUAAGCUUUUAGAUUUUAAAUAUUGUAUGGCAAAGGCUUGAAUUGAAGUAGCCUAAGGGGGGAAUAACCCAUAACUAAAUAAGUACAAGUUAUGUAUUUUUUUUAUUAAUAAAUAUUUAUUUAAGCUUUAAUAUAGAAUUAAUUAUCCAAAGUUAAGGGCAUUGUACAUUUAAUAUAGACCCAGGCAAGAAUUAACAAAUCAGCGCUAAUACCUGGGUCGGCCUUAGGCAUAUGCAAACUAGGCUGCGCCUAGGGCCUCCAAUUAUCUAAGCCGCCCUGCUAAUACAGUAUAGAGGCAAUGUUACAAUAUAAGUCUCUUAGUUUUAAUAAAGCAUUGGUGGGAGGGGGGAGUUCUUGAAAUAACGUUUUUAAUUGUAUGUCCUACAUUCCAAGUAAAACCUAACUGCAACCCCCUGAAAUUAAGUUAAAAAUUAUUUUUUUUACAUUUUCUUUUUGUUAUAUUACCUUAAAACUUUUUAAGGAACAUAACUGAUGUAGAGGGUCUUCUCCUUUCAACUUUGCGUCUUUCAAUAUGAAAUCUAAUGUGGUAAACUAUAACAUUUGUUAUAGAUGUAGGACUUGUAUGCUGUACUAUUAUUUAUUUUAGAUAAUAAAAUGGCGUGUCAUGGUAUGAAGAAAAAAACGUUGGCCAAACAAGAAUGUAAACUAUUGGCCUACAGUUUAUAAUAAUCUGCUAUCACUGCCAGCUCAACACUUCAUUAUCUACAGCAGUGUUUCCCAAACUAUGUUCCGCGAAACCCUAGUGUUCCAUGAGGUCUGAAUAGGCGUUUCCACGAACUACUGGAAUAAUUAACUAGUAGGUCACCACGUGAAUUAAUCUCUAUAAAAAAAUACGCAAGGUGUUCCGCCAAACACUCAGAAUGUGUGAAGUGUUCCGUUAAGGAAAAUGACGGGGAACCACUAUUCUACUCAAAGCAAAGUGUAUAGAGCGAGCCUUUCAUAUAAAAACAAAGUUUUACUUCAUAAUGGUGCAGAUUAUCGUCUCAUUCAGCAUAGUGCCCAAUUCUUCAACCUGUUUACCAACUCGUACGUCACGUCCUGAGCAGCGCCUGACCUAUACACAUAGAUUUGGUUUCUAUAUCAUCUUCUUCAUAUUUGGCGAUUUUCGCGAUAAACAAAGAUAGGCUUAAUGUCAAGGACGCGAAACUGAACUUCAGUGUUGCCAACUACAUUAAAAUUAAGAGCUUAGAAAAUUUGAUUAUGCGGUGCUAUAGAGUGCACACACAAAAAUAUAUACUCUUAAAAACCUAAGUUAUCAGCACUUUCUUCAUUCUGUAAACCGGAUACACCAAAAGGCUAGAUAUUUAUAGAUUUCUUCCGCCAUGGAUGAGAAUCUGAUAUAAUCAUUGUCUUCUGUGUCUACCGAGUGCAGAAUGUCACGUGACUUUGCAGACCGAAUUAAAACAUACAAGCGACCCGCGUAGCAAUCGCCGCUAUUUAGUGACGGGUGAACACUUCCAGACACAGUUGUCCAAAUGGAAUGGGUUUGGCCAAACGACUGUGUGCAUGCCUGGAGAGGAAAGCGUGGGGGCGGGAGGAGGGAGUCGGCGUGCGUGCGUGGUGUCCCGCAUGGGUUGGGCGACGUAGAGAAUUGUAUAUACAGAGGAGACUAUUUGCUCUCCCCCCCCCCCCUUUUUUUUUAUCUGAGCCGCGCUCUCUGUCGCCGUGAAAGUUACGUGUGUUAACUCGACGAUCUAGUCCGACUUGCAGAAAUAAAAGAGUUAUUUUUCCACGACUUUUUCAUCGAGGGUUAGAGAGUCGGCGUGCGUGCGUGUCCCGCAUGGUUGGGCAACGUAGAGAAUUAUAUAUAUAUAUAGAUUUUUCUGUUCUUACCAAAUACAUCUUAAUCUAUAAUUCGUGUAGCAAAAUUUUCUUGUUAAACUUUGGUCCAUCCCAGUUGACUAGGCCUACAAGGCUACACCUAGGGACUCUUCUAUUUUCCAAUACAUUCAAUUAUGUGAAAUAAUUGAAAACGCUAAACACUCUCAGCUUCAAAAUAGGCGAGAAUGAAACAAUUUCAUUUUCAUACAUGGAAGUAAACAAAGAUAUAGCAAAGCGUUUUAGUGUACAGAAUGAAGGAAGUGGUGCUAAGUGUUUAUAAGCUAUAUAUUUUUUUGAAAGUUAAAUGAUCAUUUAUUGAUUUAUUUUUUUGCACUUUUUAGAAUGACAUAAUUAAAUUUUCUAAGUUCUUCCGUUUAGUUGGCAACAUUGAAUUCCAGUUUAGCGUCCUUAAUACUGUUAGGUUUAUCGUGUAAAUCUCCAAUAAAAAGACAAAUCAUACAGUAAAAAAUACUAUUUAUUUAUUCCAAUACGGUGAACCAAUCCGUAAACGAUGAUUAUAAGUAUAUAUAGAGAGAGAUUGUGAAACAUUUUAUAGACUAGUAUUAAUGAAUUCAUAUGUUAUACAACUUAUAAUCUUGCGUGCUAUAAUAAAUAAGUUAACUCUUUCUCUCGUAACUGACGAUACCAACGUUGAUUCCACCAGAAUGUAGUAAAUAAUUACGGAGAGAAAGAGUUAACGAUACUUGCAGACGACCUUUGUGUCCUGGGAUGGAUGUAUACCAUGAAAUGUAACUUGCAAAGCUUUAAUAUUGUUAUACCUAGUCUUAUACAUUCCUCUGGCCAAAAUUAUUAUUUUUAUUAUUCGUCACUACAUUUAAU
Biomphalaria glabrata is the source of this 13965-nucleotide messenger RNA. RefSeq lists its product as uncharacterized. NCBI's taxonomy places the organism in Eukaryota, Metazoa, Mollusca, Gastropoda, Planorbidae. The transcript is spliced from 2 exons. Bases 565 to 10335 code for a protein of 3256 amino acids. The record is from RefSeq and is a predicted model, not a curated record.